Acaulospora colombiana is the source of this 933-nucleotide messenger RNA. Lineage: Eukaryota; Fungi; Glomeromycota; Glomeromycetes; Diversisporales; Acaulosporaceae. The record is from the annotation of a GenBank genome assembly.
AUGGGUUUCGGGAUAAAAGCAUGGGAGCCAUGGGUGAUCGAGGGUCAGGAAGCUAUCGAUGUCAUUAAAGCCGCAUAUGCAGCGGGGAUCAACACUUUCUAUACCGCCGACAUCUACUCCACUGGCAACUCGGAGAUCCUCCUUGGAAAGGCACUCAAGGAAAUCGGCGAACCUCGUGAUUCAUUUGUCGUCAUGACCAAGGUCUUCUUCCCCCAUGAAGGUCCUGAUAAGACGCAUAGACGUAUUUACGAACAAGGGUUGAAUCCAGAUCAGCAUGGUCUCGUCAAUCGUUAUGGACUGUCGAGGAAGCAUAUCUUCACUUCCAUCAAGGAAUCCUUGAAGCGCCUCGACUUGGAAUAUGUCGACGUCCUUCAGUGUCACCGCUUCGACCUCAGUACUCCUAUCGAGGAGACCAUGAAGGCAUUACACGACGUCGUCCAAGCAGGGCUAAUGAUGAGCUUAGACUAUGCUAUCAACAAUAACCUCACUCCAUUUAUCUCUAUGCAAAACCACCAAUCUCUCAUCUAUCGCGAGGAAGAGCGCGAAAUGAAUCCUACGUGCAAGAUGCUCGUCUCUACCAAGUCAUCUCGUGACGAAAACGAUCCGUGGAUAUCCAUGAUGAAAGGCAAGUUUGAAGAAUCUUCGAACGAGAUCAUUGGAAGGGUCGAGAAGGUUGCAAACGACAAGGGAAUAUCGAUGGCCCAAGUUGCCGUUGCUUGGGUGUUGCAUCAAGAUGUCGUCGCAGCCCCCAUUGUGGGAGUUCAAAAGGUCGACCGUCUUGAAGACCUUAUUGGUACGUGCAUCAUUUUUAUACUAGCCCAUCAGUGCGCUUACGAAUUGGCUAUAUUAGGUGCAAUUGAUGUGAAAUUGACGCCUGAAGAGAUGAAAUAUCUCGAGGAGCCUUAUAUCCCCAGGACUAUCAUGGGCCACUGA